AUUUUGUAUAUACGCUCUAAAAUUAAAAUGAGUAAAACAUCUUAUACGAACGCUACCACCACAUCUGAAGUUCCAAAUGACGACGAUGAAAUUAUCAAUUGGGAGGAGGAGGCGAUUGCUAUUAUAAAAGAUGUCAGCCCGCAUGUAGCAUCAAUAGAUAUAUCCCGACAAUUGCCCAACAAUGAAAGCAAAGUGUACCUGAAUGUUCGCACCAUCGAAGGUCAAGACUUCUCUGUACAAGUAUCAAGUAUUGGUUUCCGUGUGGUAGGCAACGCUUUUGACACAAUAGAUGCUGAUAAAGAAGAAAUAAAUGAAGACGAAGAAGAAAUGAUAUAUGAAACGCCAUAUGCUUUAUUAGAUAAAAUCAGUCCAAGAUAUGUAGAAUCAUUUGGCAACCAACUUUGCAAACAAUUACUAUCUGUACAACAAAUGCGAACACAAUUCAAUGAAGAAGAUGAAGAAGGCGUUGAAGACGAAGAUGAUUGCAACUGAUUGUUCAGAAGUGGGUGUGAGAAAUUAGUUUUAACAAUAGAGUAAAAAUCCAAAAAGAUAAAGAAAAAAUUAACUGAAGAAUUAUAAAUUAGUUUUUUUUUUAAAUUUUAUUAUCUAUGCAUUUCAUAAGAGUAUGUGUGUAUGUAUGAUGUCUUGCUGUAAUGAUAACGUCCACAUUGCUUCCAAGCUUUCAGUUAAGAAAUUAAUUUGUAAUAUUAUUGUAUGUAUGCAUAAUGUUAUUAAUAUUAUUGUAUGUGUGCAUUAUUGCAAAUGCGCAUAAUAAAUGUAUACUUAAAAUUUUAAACGUUUUAAGAAUAAAGAUUGUGCCUUUAGUUCAAGAUCAGUAAGUUUUUGCACAACUGGUCCUAACUGUUGCACAUGAUCUUUAUAACCA
Ceratitis capitata (Mediterranean fruit fly) is the source of this 886-nucleotide messenger RNA. RefSeq names its product GSK3-beta interaction protein. The transcript has a single exon. NCBI's taxonomy places the organism in Eukaryota, Metazoa, Arthropoda, Insecta, Diptera, Tephritidae. Bases 28 to 492 code for a protein of 154 amino acids. Gene Ontology annotation, biological process: regulation of canonical Wnt signaling pathway. Gene Ontology annotation, cellular component: cytoplasm. Gene Ontology annotation, molecular function: protein kinase A binding; kinase regulator activity. The record is from RefSeq and is a predicted model, not a curated record.